CUUACUAUGGGCAGAUCUCGAUCCCUAAAGGCACUCGCGUUUUCGGAAAAGCUUCGCGAGUCGAAGUGUAGGUGGUCCGAGGCAGGGCUAGGGGCAAGGAUGGGUCUAUAAAACUAGCCUCGUGGGUAUUCAGCAACCGGGAUUCUCACAUCUGUUGUCAGAGAGCAUGUAAGAGAAAAUGGGCAGUAGUGAAUGGGAGGGGUUACUGGAGCGGCGGCUGGCGGUGCUGCCUGGGUCUCGGGAUCCAGGUGGGGGCCCUAUCUUGGUCAUACCGCUGCCACAAGAUCCAGCCCUCCAUGAUGUUGGGGGCAUCUCCGCCACCAUAAAGUAUCUCAAGACAAUCCCAAGCGUGAGUUCUCGUGACCGCGGUUGGGUGGUGGUGGUGGAUGCCCGUGUGUGCCAUUAUCGUUUGGUGAAGCCCACAGUGAGCACCGUGCGUGCCACUUUGGGCCACAUCAGACAUCUGUUUGUGGUUCGACCGGAGGGAUUCUGGGACAAGCAGCGUGUCGACUGUCGGAAGAGCGAGGUCGACAGCCAGCCGAUUUACGUAAGUGUAAGCAAGCUGACGAAGUACAUGGAGUUGUCGCAGCUGCCGGUUGAGCUCGGCGGAACUCUGGACUACGAUCACUUCGCUUGGCUCAAGACGCGCAAGGCCUAUGAAGAGUUUGUAGAUGAAUGCGAGCGCGCCCGUCGGGACUUGGAGACACUGCAGGCGGAGCUGCGCCGGGAAGAGCCAUGCAGCCGAGCGUCGACCCUCCACGACCUCCUCUCCGUCAAUUCGAACACCUAUAACACCAUCACCGCCAGACCCGCAAUCAUCUUCAACAUGGGUCAAGAGGUUCUCAAGGUGCUGGAAAUGGACGAAGAGUCGGGCUUCCGAGUGUGCGAGGGCCAAGGAGACGCUGCAGAGGCCGCGUCCAGAGUACGCACAAUGCUCCAUGAUCUGCAUCUUCUGACCACCGCCGUUGAAGCCUGCUGGAGGAGGCUCAACACCGCCCUCGACACUUACAUGCAGGUCCGCGAGCUGGAAACUGAGAUGAACGACAUCGGUCAGUGGCUGGUGUCGGCGGGACAGACCCUUUUGGCAGACACCAGCAUCGGGACCACCACCGAGCAGGCUGAGGCGAUCCUGAGGGAACACGAGGCCAUCGAACUUAAAUGCAGGGAAACUUACGGACGAUGGGCUGGGCUGAGAUACCGUGUAGAAGACGCCCUUGAUCGAGGUGAUGGUGACCUUCGCGCUCUAGCAGAUCACCGUACCACGACUACAGAUCUCAGGUCCCUCAAGGACUAUACUGAUACCCUCGUCAGGACGUUCGCCACGCGUCUGGACCGGCGGCGGACGCUGAUCUUGGCUUCCGUCAGAUUCCAUCGUAUCGCAGCCCAGAUGUGCGAGCGCUGCUGUGUUCUCCUGCAGCAGAACCGGUGGCUCCCUCACACCGACGACGUGGACACGCUCAAGAAGACGCUGCGGGAACUCACGGCGAGGAAGGAAGCUAUCGACUACUUGGCCUCCGAAGGCACGCGAGCGGGUGAGAAACUUCUUGACCUCCUGACGGUGGGCGUGAAGGAUCUCUCCGGUCGGGACGUGACCCCUGACUACACGGGGGAGUUGAACCACGUGCACGCUCUCCUCACGAACGUGCAUGAGCAGUACGCGCGAGCGGCACGGCAGGCAGACCUACACAAGCUAAGGUUACAGCAGAAUAUCCAGCUGCUCACCUGCCAGAGGGAUGUCAAGCAGGCAUACAAGUGGCUGAAGGCUCUGUUGGAGGCCCUGGUCAAAGCUCACUCUCACGUGGGUCGAUCAUCUGAGGAAAUCAGGAGGUUGAAGACUGAGCAUCAGCAGUUCCAGGAAACAGCAACCGGUACAUUUGAGUACGGUUUUGAGUCAGCUCGAGCGGCGCUGCUGGUGGAGAAAUCAGCAGGCGGCUCGGUGCUGUCGGAGAGCCGUCGCAUGGUGGGUGACCUGGAGUACGUUUGGAAGAUGUUCGUCCAAGGAUCUCAAGAGCAACUCACCAGGCUCAGAGUUGCGGGAGUCUUCUUUAGGACAAUGGAACAGCACCUAGAGAGGCUAGACGCCCUGUAUGCCGGCGUCAUGGAACGGUUGAACGGGCGUCCUGCGUCUGAUGGGGACACACGGAGUCUCCUCAGUUCCAGGGACCGAUUGCUGAGGGAAAUCGGAAGGAACGUCCGCUUGGGAAAGCUCUUGAAGGAACGGCUGCUCGAUCCCCUUGUUCCCAAUUAUAG
Molecule: messenger RNA, 2250 nt
Organism: Penaeus monodon (black tiger shrimp)
Lineage: Eukaryota; Metazoa; Arthropoda; Malacostraca; Decapoda; Penaeidae
Product: SEC14 domain and spectrin repeat-containing protein 1-B-like
Source: RefSeq, a predicted model, not a curated record